Anopheles funestus (African malaria mosquito) is the source of this 4511-nucleotide messenger RNA. It is a transcript of the gene Rtf1, whose product is annotated as RNA polymerase-associated protein Rtf1. Gene Ontology annotation, molecular function: RNA polymerase II C-terminal domain phosphoserine binding; DNA binding. The transcript is spliced from 5 exons. The record is from RefSeq and is a predicted model, not a curated record. Gene Ontology annotation, cellular component: Cdc73/Paf1 complex. NCBI's taxonomy places the organism in Eukaryota, Metazoa, Arthropoda, Insecta, Diptera, Culicidae. Bases 528 to 3209 code for a protein of 893 amino acids.
UGCUGUCAUGGUGUGAAAGAGAUGGACAGCAACCUGCGCUCGCCUUGAAAAACGCAACAGCGGUUGUUGUCAUCUUGUGCUUCGAUCGAAAAAAGUGGCCGGGCUGGGACUUCGAACUAUCGCGUAACCAUUAUCAUUUGCAACCGGAUCGGACCUGGCCGUACAGUGCUGUCGAGGAAUCUGGACUACGGAGCCAAAUGCUCCCGUGGAAACCAUUUCCAACCGAUCACAACCAUCGUUGAACGCGCCGCGGACGCGCAAAGCUUGCGGACAUUAGCGUGUUUCCGUAAACGCGCGCGUGUGUGCAUCCACCUCGUAGUGGUUCACGAAAGGUCACAACUAAUUGCGAAUCAGGAUUUUCGUAGGCUUCUACUAUCCGGAAAGAACUAGCAACUAAGCGUACUGCUCGUAGUAGUACUGCAAACGCGACGUUCUUCUGUGUAUCGAAAGUACGUGUGUGUACCAACAAGCACGCACACACACCUUUGUACGAACACAUACACACAAACACAGAACAUACACUAAAGAUGGUGAAACGCAAACCACAGGCUAUGAUCGAUUCGGAGAGCAGCAGUGAUUCGGAAUCGGGUUCUGAUCUCGAUUCGGAGCUGCUCUCGUUGGCCAAGAAGAAGAAAACAACCCGUCUAGCGUCUGCAUCACCAAACCAUGCCAAUCAAAACCGUUCCGGGUCAGGUUCGGAUUCCGGUUCCGGAUCAGACUCCGAUGAUGAUGACGACGACGACGAUGAUGAUGAUGAGGAGGACGAGGACGAACAAGUGUCUGGCUCGGAAGCGAUGGCAAAGCGCAAGCGAAAAGGUGGCAAACCAACGUCCUCCUCCGAGUCGGAAAGCGAACGCGAUGGUGAAGAUCGCAAACGUGGCAACAACAACGCACCGCAGGCCACCGUAGUUAAUAACACAGUUGUGGGUGGAGGAGGAGGAGGAGUAAAGCGCAAACAACCGAUCGAUGAGGGUGAUGGUUCCGAGCCGGAAGAAGGACAGGUAUCGUCCGACUCGGAGAAAACCCGCAAAGGUACGGCGGGAAAACCGGCAUCGAGCGAAGAUGAUUCUAGCGACGGUAACUCAAGUGACGACAGUAGCAGCAGCAGUAGUAGCAGCAGCGAUUCCGAAUUCAACGAUGGGUACGAUGAAAAUUUGAUGGGCGAUGACGCGGAUCGGGCGCGCCUGAACGCACUGUCCGAGAAGGAGCGUGAAACGGAAAUUUUCAAACGUAUCGAACGACGUGAUGUGAUGAAAACGCGCUGGGAGAUCGAGCGGAAGCUGAAGCUGGCGAAACGUGCCGAAAGGGCCCGUGACAAGCAAGCUCAGCCGGAGCGGAAAAAGAAAAAGAAAGAAAAGAAAAAGGCACAGAAAAAAGCGGCCGCCGCAGCUGCCGCAGCAAAUGCUGAGCGCGAACGUAAGAAGGCGGCAGCGGCGGCCAUUAGUGCAGCACAAACGGCGGCCGCUAAUGCAGCAGCAGCAGCGGCAGCAGUGGCUGCUGCUUCGGCAAAAGCUAUGGGACCUGCAGCCAUGGGCGGCGACAUGCCUACCCAAGGUUCAAUGGAUACGUCCGACGUUGGCGGUGUGAUGGUUCGUGCGGACAGUCCUUCCUCGUCACCGGAGAAGAAAAGCGAUGAUGUUUCAAGCGCAUCGGAAUACUUCGACCCGAAGGAACGUUCGAAGGAGCGUAAGAAAACGGUCGAAAUGAACCGGACAGAUGACAAACGUAGCAACGCAAUGGCGAUGCUGAAGGCGAAGCGCGAAGGCAAGGCCAAGCGUGAAGAGGAGGAAGCGAAGCGGGAGGCGCAGCGAAAGCAAGACGCCAGCCAGCAGGAAGACAAAGAGGAACUGACGGACGUGCCUGGUGGCAAGUCGCAGAUGAAGCUAAAAGCGUCCGACAUAUACUCGGACGAUUCUGGCAGCUCGGACGAUGAAGACGACGAAGCGGGCGGUGCAAACGAACGGGACAAAAAGGCCCGCAGCGAUCGGAGGUCACGCUCGGGCGGAAGCGGCGAAAGUGGUAGCGGCAGUGACAGUCGUUCGUCUAGCGAUUCCGAGGGUGAAGAGAAGGAGAAAAAGACCGGAUCCGGUUCGGGUUCCGGUUCCGGAUCGGGAUCCGGUUCCGGUUCGGGAUCGAGCAGCCGCAAACCGGUCGCCAUUAGUUCAAAUGCCGAGCUGAACAAAUUGCGAAUCUCGCGCCACAAACUGGAACGCUUUAUUAACCUGCCGAUCUUCGAGCCGACCGUGUUGAACUGCUUCGUGCGUAUCAACAUCGGCAACAACCAGGGCAAACCGGUGUACCGUGUCGCGGAGAUAGUCGGUGUGGUAGAGACGGCCAAAAUUUACCAAUUCGGACGCAGCCGAACGAACAAAGGCUUCAAGCUAAAGCACGGCAGCCAGGAGCGCGUCUUUCGGCUGGAGUUCGUGUCGAAUCAGGACUUUUCCGACACGGAGUAUCAGAAGUGGCUCACGAUCUGUCAAACAUCCGGCACACCGUUGCCAACGAUAGACAUGAUCGAGCGCAAGCAGCGUGACAUUAAGGAAGCGUCACAGUACGAGUUUAAGGAUGCAGAUAUUGAUCGACUGGUGGAGGAGAAGAAUCGAUUCCGAGCCCAUCCUACUAAUUACGCUAUGAAGAAAACGAUCCUGAUGAAGGAGCGUGAUGCAGCCCAGCUACGAGGUGAGGACGAUUUGGCGCGUGAUCUCAACUCGCAGAUUCAGGAAAUUGAGGAACGAGCAAGCACGUUGGACAAGAAGCGCAGCAGCAGCAUUAGUUUGAUCUCGUACAUUAACGAUCGCAACCGUAAGCGUAACGUGGAGGACGCAGAGAAAGCAAUUAUGGAGGAAAAGCGGGCGACACGUGGUCUUAAAAUUGAGGAUCCGUUCACGCGUCGCCAAACGCAACCGCGCAUGUCGUUCAAGAAGGAUGACAAACGGGACGAUACGCCUAUGUUGCUGAUGCAAGCUCCUCCACCACCGGGACAGGCUGGCAAGAAAAAGAUGGAGGACAAAAAGUCUAAUCAAGGUGGUGGCGGCCAGGCGGACAACAAUCUAUAUUCGUUGCAUGAUUUCGACAUCGAUCUGGAAGUCCCGUUGCCAAUAAGCAGCGUGAACGUGCUCCCGAAACCGGUAGAGAAACCCGUAAGGGAAUCGGGCCCGAAACGAUCGCUCAACCUGGAAGAUUACAAAAAGAAGCGUGGAUUGAUCUAGUUCUGGUGCGGAUUGUAUGUAAGCAAAUAGUUUAAAACCGUCAACGUAGUUUACUUUUUUAUAAAGCGACGGGAACGGGCUCGCAAUUGUGCGAAACAACGCGUGGCUUUGUUCACACUGUACAUUAUUAUGAUUACGUUAAUCACGCCCGGAGGUCAAAGUUAGCUUCCAAGAGAAUGUAAAGAUGAGUGCGAUUGUCGCCAAACGAAAAACAUGAAGGGGAGAUAUACAUUCAGCUUGCUUCGGUUAAGGAUGGUCCAACGGUACUCGCGGCAAUCUCGCAAACGACUGGACGGAGUAUCCAAAUCCAUCCGGACAGUUUGCUAGGCCAAUUAUUGCCAGAAUGGUCGUUUGUUACGCCACGCUGUUCGAGAAAGUUGAUAUUCUUGAUGUUUUCAGGAAUUUCUGCUGAAAAUUAAACAGAAAAGGAAAAUGCUGCUUAAUCAGCAACUCUCGUCUUCAUACAGAAACGUUAAUUCUCAUUGUUUGGAUGGAUUUCACUCAAAAUCGGAGACCAGCGAAUCGAUUGACUAUGUUCAUGUCAUCAGAUAUUAUUUACACAAUUAUAUUUUUCGAGAGAUUUUUUAUUUAAGUAGAUUUCUCUCUCUUUUGUAACCAAAAAAAACUGACAAGCUUUCAUGUUGUUUGAUGAAACGCUAAUGGGUACCGUAAAUUACGCGCGCUCCGAAGAAAGGCCUGUAAAAACGUGAAUUUUUGAGCAUUAUUUUUGCCGUACUCUUGAAGGUGUAUAAAUUCAAAUGGUGGCCCUUCUAAUUCAACAUAUGAGUUAGUUUUUGUUUUAAAAAAAAUCUCAAAAUUCCCCUUUUUUCGUGCCUGUGGAUGUAUAUCUCUCCUUAAACGUUUGCUUUAUGUUUGUAUUGGUAUUAUGACGUGCAUUCGGAGGAUGCACUAGGAGAUGAUUAGAAUUAUAAUUUAUUUAAUGCUUUUAAUCGACCAUCUUUAGCUUAUUUUCAACCAUUUAAACCGCUCCUGGAACAUUUUCUCUUCAAGCCUUUCUGUAGGCUACGGAAGGAUGGAUUAAUUUCCAGCACGUGUGUGAGUGUGUUACAUGGUUCGUGCUUGCACGCUCAACCAUACGCAAAGAAACACUAAAUACAGUAAUACUAGACACAAACGAACACUAAGAAUCAGGGGAAUAGUGAACACUCAAGCAAUUGUAGCGAUAAAGUCGCAUGAGAUACAUUAUUGUAGCGAUAGGAAUGAUCAAAUGUUCAGUUACUACACUUCUACUAUGGCGCAUAUAGUAGUAGCCGCAUUGUAACGGGUAAUAAAGAAUGGAGA